This is a messenger RNA of Populus nigra (black poplar), 790 nucleotides long. RefSeq names its product kunitz type trypsin inhibitor 111-like. Gene Ontology annotation, molecular function: endopeptidase inhibitor activity. The transcript has a single exon. The record is from RefSeq and is a predicted model, not a curated record. NCBI's taxonomy places the organism in Eukaryota, Viridiplantae, Streptophyta, Magnoliopsida, Malpighiales, Salicaceae. The coding region runs from base 71 to 652 and encodes 193 amino acids.
AUCCUUACAAAACACCAAGUUUCAAAAGCACUAUUAGCAUACUAUUUUUGUUGUUAAAGAUAAGCAAACCAUGUUGAAAUUGAUUGGAAGCUUGAGUUGCAUAUGGCUACUCAUGGCCAUAUCUACCAUGGCUCAAGACCAGCCUCCUGUGCUUGACACUGCCGGACGACCUGUAAGAAGUGGCGUAGAAUACUACAUCCUGCCAGCUGCAACCGAUAUUGCUGGUGGGUUAACACUAGUGGCUCGCAAUGGAUCCUGCCCAUCUUUCGUUGGUCAAGAACCCCUCACACCAGUUGUAUCACAGGGCCUUCCUGUUGUCUUCUCACCGUAUGUUGCUGGAGAGACCAUUGUUAGGGAAUCCAGUAGCUUCAUAAUUGAGUUCUCAGCUGCCUCAACUUGUGUCAGCUCUACUAAAUGGAACUUAGCUGCAAGAGAUCCAGCAACGUCAAGGAGAAAUAUUGGGAUAGGAAGCAGUGGAAGUUAUUUCAUGAUUACCAAGGAGAACAAUCUCUAUUACUUGGCAUUUUGUCCGGCUGAUACUUGUAACAUCUGUAGGUUUGAUUGUGGCACUGCUGGCAUCACGAUAGAGAAUGGCACGAGGUUUUUGACUUUGGAUGGUCCUGUAUUUCCUUUUAGAUUCAGGAGGGCUUAAAUUGCUAUCAUUAAUGUAGUAGUGAAAUAGGAGGCUAUAUUCUCCAAAUAAUGUCGAAAGGUUGGCCCUUUUGUCAUUAAAAUAGUAAAUAAAUGGAGACCACUCAUGAAUUAUGAUAAUACAAUUUAUCUACUUCAA